Symbiodinium sp. CCMP2592 is the source of this 5130-nucleotide messenger RNA. The record is from the annotation of a GenBank genome assembly. NCBI's taxonomy places the organism in Eukaryota, Dinophyceae, Suessiales, Symbiodiniaceae.
AUGUCGGUGGACUCGCAGGCGGCCUUCAGGGCGGAGGCGAUUCGCCUCGGGGUGUCUGAGGCGCAUGCCGACUUGCUCAUCACGAAGGGCAUCCGUACGCACUCGCUGUUCGCCUUCAUCUCCAGCUACCAGCCGGGUGCCAGUGACGAGAAGCCGUUCGUGGAUGCAUUGGUUGCCAAGCUUGGUGAGGAGGCUAAGGAUUCGUUACCAGCCUUCCGGCACUUGUUCUACACAAGCCACACGCUAGCGGUCCAGGAGCUCAAGGACAAGCUUGAACCUCGCGAAGAAGCCAAACGCCUCUCUAUGGCAGACAGAGUGGAUCGCCUAGAGCGGCUCAAGAAGGCGCUGGGAGUCACGAUUGACACCUGGUUGGAGCCUAGCCACUCCUUGGUGGACAAGGCCGUUGGCUUUGCGGAGGAGGGGUGUCUGGGACCCUUGGAGCUUUCCCGCUGCACGUCGCGGGAGGCGGAAAUGAGGUCAGAAAAACGUGACGCGGAAACUUUCCGCUUGGAAAAGCUGAACAUCAAGGUCACGAAGCUCCCCACGACCUUGACAGCUGACACGUCCACUGACCUACAUGUUCGGACUUGUAUGCAGCGUCGUGCUCUGGCAUUCCACAUGGCCGGCAUUGCUACGUUCGUGGUGCUCGAUAAGAUCAUCUCUCGCUUCUUCGGCUUCAUGAUGCGCCCAGUGUACCCAGGACAGCAGCCGGUGACCCUGAGCCAGGUCGUGGACGCCGACAGAACGCUUUGGGUCUUGGUUGCGCAAGAGACUCGGGGCAAGGUCCUGACAUCCGGGACUCCAUUGCCGAUUGAUGCCGCUGUGGACGCCUUCAAGGACGCUCCAGACGUUGCUUUUGCCUUGAUGCCCCGCACCAAGGGGUCAGUGCCUCCGCCUCCGAAGCCGUCUCCGACUGCUGGAGCUGAGGCGAUGAGCCGUGCCAAGCGCCGCAGGCUUCAGAAGGCGGCCAAGUCCAAGCCGAUCGCGGAUUCAGCACAGCCCGGCAAGCCGUCGGCAGGAGGUUCGAAGGGCGGCGGCAAGGGCAUUGAUAUACCACCGGGGGCGAAGACUCGCGAUGACCAAGGCAGGCCAAUCUGCUUCCGUUGCAAUCGCAAGGCUUGUGACCAAUCCAAAGAGAAGUGCCAGCGCGGCUAUCACGUGUGUUGGUUCUGCCUGAAGAACCACGCAGGGGCCAUAGCUUUUGGACCGGAAAAGUUUUCCGCAGUGGGGCAUUCUCCCACCGACCUUCACUGCGCCGAAGUUCUUGCAAGUUCUUUCAGCUCUCCGCCUACGGCGAAGCAGCUCCUUUCACUUUUGGAUGUGCUGCCACCUGAAGUACCUGCCCGCGGACGACCGGGCGAUUUCUCGUGGACCACGGGAUCGUGGUCGAAAGACGGUUGCUACGGCCUUCGCCGCCACAGCCACAUGUUUCCGACGGUUACCUCUGCCCUGACGGCGUAUGUCCGAAGCAUUGCUCCCGAGCAUACCUUUACAGCGGUGGCACUUUUUGCAGAUCUCCAAACAGCGCCCCAUCGUGAUGUGAACAAUGCUGUGGGGGCUCCUAACCUCUUGCUGCCGCUUACUGAGUUCCAGGAGGGUCAGGUCUGGCAAUAUCACGAAACGGGGCCUUCCUGGCAAUGGGUCGAAGGUCGCCAUCUUCCCGGCAUGCUUUUGGAUGUUUCCAGAGGCCCUUGUUAUUUGGACUCCCAGGCCUUGCACUUCACACUUCCGUGGCGAGGCAAAAGGGUUCUCGUGGUGGCUUUCACGCCUCGCUGCGACGACCAAAACUUCGACUUCGCACAGCUUGUGGCGCUAGGCUUCAAUGUGGGUCAGGCGGGCCAGUCCCCGCCUCAACCUUUACGACAACAUCUCGAGCUCUUGGGCUUCAAAGUCCAGUUGCCACCGUGUGACCUACAUGCAGUCAGCUUCUCCUGCGAAGCUUCCGAGGCCUUAGCAGUCGAGGCCUUUUGUGGUCGUGGGCGCUUGUCCGUGGCACUUCGUGAUCAAGGCCUCAGUGUUCUUCCAGUUGAUCACCGCGUUCGCUGCACUGAUCUACAAGUUCUUCGCCUUGACCUUCAGGAUGAUCAUGAUGCUUCCAUCUUCUUGGAGAUGCUCUCCACGGCUAAUGUUUGCUUGGCUCACUUCGGGCCGCCUUGCGGCACCUCAAGCAAGGCCCGCGAGCUGCCGUUGCCUCCGGAGCUUUCGCAUCUGCAGUCUUCCCCGCUGCGAUCCUUGGCAUCCCCCUUUGGUCUGGAUGGACUUCGGCCGUCGCAAGCAGCUCGCGUCCAUUCGGCCAACAAGCUCUAUGUGCUCACCUUGGUCUCGAUUUGGAUCCUGCAUGUGCGCGGCGCACUGGUCAGCUGCGAGAAUCCUUCGUCUUCCUUGUUCUGGCGGGUGGCCGAUCUCCUGGCACAAGAUCUGCCGGACCCCGCGGCUUGGCAGGUGUUGGAGGAUGUUGCGUUCCAUGCUUGCAUGUGGGGCUCCACUCGCAAUAAGCGUACCACCUUUCGCGCAACCCCGGGCCUCUGCAGCGGCUUGCGGCGCGAUUGCGAUGGUUCUCAUGAACAUUUGUCGUGGACACCGACUGCAACACCUUCCGGUGUUGUCUUCCCUACAUCAGGCGAAGCCGAGUACACCAAGGAGCUGGCGGCUGCGUAUGCCGCCUUUUCUCUCCGUGCUCUUCAACUUCGAGGACUCCGCACAGAACGCUCUCAUGUGGGCCCCGGAGUCCUUCGGCCUCGGGAUCUACGUUCCUUCACUCGUAAGAGGGUGCCACCGCUUCUUGCAGAGUAUUGGCUUGUGGCUCCCCGCGACUGCGUACCACCAGAAUGGCCUCAACGGCCCCUGCCAAAGCAUGUCCUUUUUCCGAAAACGGGGGACGAGGUCAUCACAGUAUCUUCGGUCGCUGAAGUUAGGGCUUUGGAAGCGACUAAUGCUGUCAAACCGUCAACAUUGGUGGCUCUUAAGGCAUUGGCGGCGACUGGCGCCGAACCAAUGGUUGGGGUGCUUCGACGACCCCAACAAACCGUGCUGGCUACCAGGUGCUUGUCCCACCCGCUUGAGCUGAAUCUUCCUUUGCCGGACAUCCUUGUGAAGGCCGUCGUGAACGUCCUCAGAGUAGGACCUCGGGGCAUUGCUUUUCAUCGUGCUACGGUCUUGCAGAAGCUGCUGGUCAGGGCGGAGGCGCUCAAAGAUCGUGAACGCGAGCUUCAUUGUGGCUUGCAUCCGGAUCUUCGUAAAGUUCUUGCGGGGAAAAACACCAUAUUGUGGGAGCAGCUUCUGAGGGAGUCUCACUUUCCCGAUCUGGGCCUUGUCGAUGAGGUAAGGGGAGGCUUUGAACUCGUGGGUCCGGCGAACUGCUCUGGAGCCUUCCCCAUGGCUUACAAGCCGCCGCAGCAGUCAGUGGAGAAGCUCAUGCAGCAAGCCGUGUGGCGCCGGAAGAACACCAUCUCCAAGUGCAAGCCGACUGGCGAUACGGCUGCAGACGACGAGCUGUGGUCGCAAACUCUUGGUGAGGUCGAGCAGGGCUGGAUCGAUGGUCCCUAUUGGGCUGAGAGCGAAGUCAGUGAGAGGCUCGGCAGCGCCGAGUGGAUGUGCACCAGGAGAUUCCCCAUCGUCCAGGGGCCGAAGGUUCGCAUCAUAGAUGACUGCCUUCAGAGCGGUCUGAACUCGGCUUAUGCGGCAUACAACAAGCUCAGGUUGAUGGACGCUGAUGCGUUUAUCUCCCUGGUUCUCUUGCUUAUCCGAUGCUCGCACCAGCCCGGCAGCAUGAUUCAGCUCGAUUCAGGGGAACAACUUGUUGUGAAGAGACACCCCGAAUGGGGCGAUGGCCUGGAUCUUCUCGGCAAGACUUUGGAUCUCUCCGCAGCUUACAAACAACUGGGCUGCCGGCCCUAUACAAAGUUUAAUCGAGUGUUAGUCGCUUGGAGUCCAGAACGCCGUGCGCCGGCGUUCUUUGUGUCUACUGCCCUGAUGUUUGGAGCGUCAUCGGCAGUCUUUUCCUUUAACCGCUGCUCGGCAUCCCUGUGGCACCUGGCAGUGACGAUGGGUUCAGUCUGCUGCACUGUGUACUUCGAUGACUUUCCUUGUGCGGAACCAUCGGCCUCGUCGGGCUCAGCGCAGGACUUCAUGGUGGGGCUUCUGUCCACUUGCUUGGGGUGGAACGUCGCUCUGCAACCUAAGAAAAACCAGCCUUUCUCUCAGACCUUCACCUUGCUGGGCAUUGAGCUUUCAUUGAAGACGGCGGACCAGGGCAUCCUGAAGGUGCGCAACAAGCCGGACCGCGUCUUGGAGCUGCGUGCUGAACUUGACCGGCUUUUGUCACAGGGCUACAUGAAGAGGUCUGAGGCGUCUUCCUUGCAUGGACGCUUGAACUUCGCUCAGGGACAGCUUCACGGUUGUCCCAUCAAGCCGGCGCUCAAGUUCUUGUCGCAGGUGGCGGCCAACGGCUGGGAUGAUGCCCUGGCCGACGAUUUCAAACUUGUGAUUGGCUACAUCGCAGCUUGCUUCGCUACGGACUCCCCGAGGGUGAUACAUGCUCUUGAUUCGCGGUAUGCCAUCAAGCUCUUUACAGAUGGCGCAUGGGACAACAGAAUCGCUGGUGCGGGGGCUGUUCUCCAGUACGCCUUGGACCAGGGACCGAAAGUGGCGGAGGUGGUCGUUCCAGAAUGCCUUAUCGAGCACUGGGGCAGGCAUGGCGGCACUCAGCUCAUCUCGCAGCUGGAGCUUUUUCCCGUGUUGGUGUCACUGGUCAGCUGGGGCCCCCAGUUGGCGGGCAGGCGCAUCCUGGCUUUCAUCGACAACAACGGCGUGCGCGACUCCUUGAUCAAGGGCUCUUCUCCGCUUCCUGACCACUUCGUCAUGCUUUCGAUGAUUGCCUGGGUGGCUCGGCGGUAUCACUUCACGCUGUGGUUCACUCGUGUGGCAUCAGAAUCUAACCCUGCAGACAAGCCGUCUAGAUCGCAAGCGCGGGAGGCUGCUGAGGAGCUCGGUGGAUCCCUUGAGCUUCCCUUGACCUUGGACGACGUUCUUGUGAAAGGAUUGCUUAGCAAGCGGUCCUUCAUGGAUAUGUGCCAGGGGUCAAUGCCGUUCGGUGAUGGGGAAAAUGUGGGAGAGAGACUGUGGCAGUGA